Messenger RNA from Cavenderia fasciculata, 498 nucleotides. RefSeq lists its product as uncharacterized. NCBI's taxonomy places the organism in Eukaryota, Evosea, Eumycetozoa, Acytosteliales, Cavenderiaceae. The transcript is spliced from 4 exons. The coding region runs from base 1 to 498 and encodes 165 amino acids. The record is from RefSeq and is a predicted model, not a curated record.
AUGAUACAGCUAACAAAAAUCAAUAAUGUAAUUGUGGAACCAAUCAAACUACCACAACCACCAAAAAAUGUAAAAGGAUCAGAAUUAUUUAAUCAAUUAAAUGCAAAUAUAUUGGUAUGUGCUCCAAAGAAUAGCGGCAAGACUGUUGUUAUUAAAAAGAUUAUAGAUGAAUGUACUAACAAACAAACAAAUGUUUUAAUCUUUUGCGCAACAGUUCACAAUGAUCAUAAUUUAUUCAUUUUCAACCAAAGAGAAAUAUCAUUUUCUUUACACAAAAAAAUGAACAAGAACAGAGUAUGGAUUUCAAAUGAUGGAGCUUGUAUUCACACAACAGGUUUGGGUGGCCAACAAGGAGAUGGAUUUGGAGAUUGGUUUAAAAGAGCAUAUGAUUUUGUCAAAGAAAACAAAUUAAUAUCACGAGGAGCAAAGGCACUUGGUGAUGCUGGUGUUCCUUAUGCUAGCAAGAUUGGAGACAUACAACAUCACAAUCAACAAUAG